UUAUCCGGGCUCCCUUCAAGGUUGAAUCGCAUUACUCGCGAGAAGACCAGCAAAAUGGACGGGCGUGAUAGAACCUUCAAGCAGAAAGUCGACGGUUUCACGACUUUCUUAUGGAAUUCGGAUGAAAAGAAAUUUUUAGGCCGAAAUGCAAGGAGUUGGGCUGAGAUUGGUUUCUUCUAUCUGAUUUUCUAUGCCUGUUUAGCUGGUUUCUUCUCCUCUAUGCUGGUGGUAUUUUAUCAGACCAUUGAUGAACAUUAUCCAAAAUUGAUGGGAACAGACAGUUUACUUAAAGGCAAUCCAGGAAUGGGAUAUAAACCAAAACCAAAUAUUGAUUCCACCCUAAUCCGAUAUUUACACAAAGAAGCUGAAUCCUACAAAGUUUUUACAACAGAAUUAGACGAGUACCUUGCCACAUAUAGUCAGCAGAGUACAAAUAACAGUAAUGUAGUUGAAUGUAACACAACAGAUUUGAGACCUGAUGAAACAAAACCAUGUAGAGUUGACAUAGAAGCUCUAACACAGAACUGUUCUUCAAGUAAUGGCUAUGGAUUUCCAGAUGGUGAACCUUGUGUUUUGUUGAAACUGAAUAAAAUAUUCAACUGGAUACCUGAGAAAUACACUGAUUUACCUGAGGAUAUGCCUGAAGAUGUUAAAGCUGAUUAUUUCACAAAAUCACAAAUUUGGAUCUCAUGUGAAGGCGAGAAUCCUGGAGACAGUGAGAAUCUUGGAACCCCAGUCUUUUAUCCAACUCAGGGAUUAGGGUUACAGUAUUUCCCAUUCCAGAAUCAGAAAGGCUACCUUGCACCUGUUAUCUUUGUCAAAUUUGUUGGAAUAAAGAAACAUCUUGGUUUGAUGGUUGAGUGCAAAGCUUGGGCCAAAAACAUUAAACAUAAUCGCAGUUUGAAAGAAGGAAGUGUCCAUUUUGAAAUUCUUGUAGAUUAACACUUAUUAGGUUAUUUUUUAUUUUUUUUUUUUUUUUUACUGUGGAACAAACUAAAAUACUCUAAGUUCAAAUCAAGUUCCAUGUACUUGACAUAUUAUUGUUCUGUUAACUUUAGGCCACAACAUUUUAAUGUUUCACUGAAUUGUAAUUAUAUCUAAAAUUGAUAAGUUGUAUAUUAAAAAGCACAUCUUUUGGAGAAGAAUCUAUGAAAAUUUUCCCUUUUUUUUCUUUUUUUAUCCAUUGACUUCGUAGAACAAUUUUAUAACCACCCAUAAAUGAAGUUCUGAUUAUUAUGAAAUUUCACCAUUGAGUCGCAUUAUUUUCAGAAAGAUUGUGAAAGUGUGAAUAAGAGUGAAUGAUUUUUUUUUUUUUUUAAUGGUUUUUAUAUGAUUAUGGAAGUAUAAGCGAGAGAAUUUCAUUGAGGCUAUGUGGGGAUUUUAACUGUUCUUUUUUGUGUUAAUUAUUAUUUGUAAUCAUAUAGACCAUUCCCCACUGACACCUUUGUUUAUUUGGUUUAAAUCAUUAAAAAUUGUUUUUUUAUUUUUAUUACAUACGCUAAAAUUUCAAACUACAUCAGUUUAUUUUUUGUAAACAAAUAAAAGCAAUUAAAUGAAAUUAAGGAAUAUUUUGUCUUUAUAUAUUUUUUCUCUCUCUCUUCUCCACUUUGUGUGUAUGAUGGUAUUGUUAAGGCACUGACCUGGUUUCUAAAUUCACAAAUCUGAUUCAGAACCACACCAGGAAUAUUAGUUUUAAGACUUGAAAUCUCAAAUCAUUAGCAAUCUGAAUGAAUGAAAUUUAUUCAUUUGAAAUGAAUGUUAAAGAAUUCACAUUAUUUGCAUUUACAAUCAUUUGUAUGUUUACAUAUAUAAAAGCAAGGAAUUUGACUGAAUGUAUUUGUAUUGGGGCAUGUGAUGUGAAUUCUAUGCAUUUUGCACGCUAGAGAUAUGAGAUAUAAUUGUUAUUAGAUGUAUAGUCAUUCACUGCGAUGUAUUUUUGUGAAGAUUACAUGUUAUAUUGCCAGAUAAUUAGAUGUGAAUAUGUUUAAAUUUCUAUGUCAAAGGUAACUUUGUAGCGUACAAAUUAUAUUAAAUUAAUUGUUUAUAUACAGAAUUCUACAUCCUAUAAUAAAAUGUUUUUAAUUUCGAA
Molecule: messenger RNA, 2089 nt
Organism: Patella vulgata (common limpet)
Lineage: Eukaryota; Metazoa; Mollusca; Gastropoda; Patellidae
Product: sodium/potassium-transporting ATPase subunit beta
Exons: 6
Coding region: 55-942 (295 amino acids)
Biological process (GO): intracellular sodium ion homeostasis; intracellular potassium ion homeostasis; potassium ion import across plasma membrane
Cellular component (GO): sodium:potassium-exchanging ATPase complex
Molecular function (GO): ATPase activator activity
Source: RefSeq, a predicted model, not a curated record